UAUGCCUCGUCUACUUUCUUAUCUCCUUCUCUUUGACUUGUAUACCAUCUAGACGACCGGUUGAUCACGGCAGAUCCUCCGAUCUUCCCUCCUCAUUACACAUAGAACCGAUUCACCGUCGCCUUUGUCACUAAUCUUGACGGACAUGUUAACAUCCACUCCCUUCGAUUCAUUCAGUCUCAAUCAUGCCUCUCAAAGCAAGCGGCGAGUCGCCUACUUUUAUGAUUCUGACGUGGGCAACUACGCCUACGUCUCAGGCCACCCCAUGAAGCCUCACCGCAUGAGGAUGGCCCACAGUCUGAUCCUCAACUAUGGACUUUACAAGAAGAUGGAAAUCUACCGUGCGAAACCAGCCACAAAAUAUGAGAUGACGCGGUUCCACUCGGAUGAAUAUAUCGACUUUUUGUUCAAAGUUACUCCCGACACAAUCAGCAAGCACCUGACCGAGCAGGCGAAAUUCAAUUUCAACGACGACAAUCCCGUCUGGGAUGGCUUGUCUGAAUUCUGCAGCAUCAGCGCAGGUGGUAGUAUGGAAGCGGCCGCCCGUCUGAAUAAUAGAAAGUGCGACAUAGCGAUCAACUGGUCCGGUGGCCUUCACCAUGCGAAGAAAAGCGAGGCGAAUGGCUUCUGCUAUGUGAAUGAUAUUGUUUUGGGAAUUCUGGAGCUAUUACGCUUUCAUCAGCGCGUCUUGUAUAUCGAUAUUGACGUGCACCAUGGCGAUGGCGUCGAGGAAGCGUUUUACACGACUGAUCGCGUCAUGACCGUGUCCUUCCAUCAGUACGGGGACUUCUUUCCGGGGACGGGCGACAUCGGCGACAUCGGCGUGCAAGAGGGCAAGAAUCAUUCUGUGAAUGUACCUCUGCGCCCUGGAAUGGACGAUGUAUCAUACAGUCGAGUGUUUCAGCAAGUGAUUAAAGGCGUAAUGGAUUGGUACCGCCCUGAUGCCGUUGUAUUGCAAUGCGGUGGAGAUAGCCUGUCCGGCGACCGUCUCGGGAGCUUUAAUCUAAGUAUGCGAGGUCAUGCGAACUGCGUUAACUAUGUCAAGAGUUUCAACCUGCCGACGAUGCUGGUGGGAGGUGGCGGCUACACGAUGCGAAAUGUCGCGCGUACGUGGGCGUUCGAGACGGGUGUUGUGGUAGGGGAAGAGGUCGGGCCGGACCUUCCUUACGAUGAUUUCUACGGGUACUAUGCGCCAGAUUAUGUCCUUGACGUGAAACCAUCGAAUAUGCCAAAUCAAAACACCGAUACAUACUUAACGCAAGUAUGCACGAAGGUAUUGGACAACAUCAAGAAAACCAUGACUUUCAGUCCAUCCGUCCAGAUGACAGACGUCCCACGUUACCCACUUAUUCCUGCGCUCGACGAAGAAUUCGAAGAUAUGGCCGAUGACGAAGACGAGGACGAAAAUAAGGACGUUCGCGUUACACCCCGCCAAGUCGACAUGCUCCUUGAACACGAGGGCGAGCUGAGCGAUGAGGAGGAAAUGAACCAGAUCAGCAAUGUCCUGAACGCGAUCAAGAAGCGAAAUCAGAUCAAUCAUGGAGAAGUGCUUUCGACUGUCUCUACGACGGAAGCUGAAGCCGAAGCAUCGAAAACAUCGGAUGAUCAGGCAGCCGAUGGGUCCGUCAACAGCAGCCAAGACACGCCGAUGACCGAAGCUGAGGUAAUUUUCGACCUUGCUCAGGCGGCCGUGAGCCCGUAACUUCUUCUUGUCUGCCUUGUGUUUUUAUUGUUGUUCUCUUUCUUUUCUUGUCCAUCUUUUAUGGAAGUAAUCUUUGAUAUCCUGUUGUCUGCCAUCUCGUUGUUUUGCUGGCGAUUGUUGGUGCUCCUUUGCCCCAUUAGUUUGUUUUAUCUGGUUUAAUUCUUUGAUUCUCUUACGGCAUAUUGUGGGGAUUGGCUAUUAUGAUGUCAUAUUACACAUCGCUCAACCGUUUUACGUUAUUCAACCGAUUGGACAGGAGUCGCGUAGUUAUAGCGAAGGUUGAAAAGUGUUGUUGAGCUAAAUAUUUACACGGGGGCGACCCCACGGCAUGAUAUCCAGACACACUAAAAAUCAAAUCGGAACCAAUUAAUUACCCCAGACCUAUAAAUAGUCUGUACGUAAGACGCGUAAGCAGCGUUCAGGAUAAGCCAC
Messenger RNA from Aspergillus pseudotamarii, 2134 nucleotides. RefSeq lists its product as uncharacterized. The coding region runs from base 146 to 1702 and encodes 518 amino acids. The record is from RefSeq and is a predicted model, not a curated record. The transcript is spliced from 4 exons. Lineage: Eukaryota; Fungi; Ascomycota; Eurotiomycetes; Eurotiales; Aspergillaceae. Gene Ontology annotation, molecular function: histone deacetylase activity.